AUGUCUCAGCAAGGAAACAAUGGUAGGGGGUAUGGAGAGAUGCCCGAGUCUAUUCGGAUCAUAUUGGGACCCAACUCGGGAUUUCAGUGGAAUUCCCAGCGCACCAUGGCAGCCAAUAUUGCCAAUCUAAUGUAUGGAGAAGACGACAUUGAUGAUGAAAGCAGCCCCUUUACUUCAGACGAUCAGACUGUGAAAUCAGCAACAGGCUUGAGAUUAUCAGACCUACUACCUCGGGGGACUCCAGCCAAGAAUAUGGUAGAGGUCGUGGAGAAAAUAAGUAUGUUGGACAUCGAUUUAUCUCUCAGCCCUCUAAAGGUCCUACAACUACAAGUCCAUAAUGUAUUCUUCAAGGGUCUGGAAGCCGCUUCUCAUCUUUGCUCGAGAAUCCAAAGCGCGGCGAUACACAACAGCCACCACGUUGAUUUAGACCUAUGGUAUCAGAGGCACCCCCCAUUGGACAUUGAAUGGAGAUCUUGCAAACUUGCUUCGACAACAGUUCUUCUUCUCGCUACUCCUAAAGAGAAGCUCUUUCCGGCUCUUCAAUUCAAUUCUCAGAGUUGCGGUGGUCUGCCAUCACUCGACGAGAUCCGGAGCACUCCCACGUCUUCCUUCGCCUCCGAAUUUUCCAAGGCCAAACAAGCGGCUCAAGGUUCAUCACAGCGCACCACUGUCAUAUGCGUCUCUUUGGUAGAUGUGCACAUAUUUGAGCUUGCCAAGGUAGGCAGGGAUGAAGGCUACUCGUCUUUUGCCCAUUCUUUCGUCGUCGGCAUCGGACCAGAUGGCAUGGUUAUCUGGCAAGCCUGGGGAGAACAUGGAUACCGGCUUGACGAGUACUUGGCACGCAAUGGUGAUAGGAUUCGAUCAUGGUCGGAGGCAGACGCAUUUGUGAAGGACUUUGAAUCAUUAGUCGGUAAGAACCGUGGUCCCUGGAAUUUCAAAAGAAACAAACUGUACAAGCGAUGUUUCGAGGUCGAUAUUCAAAAGAUUUGUGGUGGUAAAGGACAACAGGGACCUAUUGUACCGAAAAUCGAGAACUGGCUGCUAAAUCGCCCAUGUGCCUCUAGUCGACAGCGCGGGAUGAGUGGUACACCAGCUUUGGCGGUGAUAGUACCCAGAACUGGAUAUCCCAUUGCACCAGCUACAAUGAGUUCCUCGCCAUCGGCUAUAGAGGGGUCUAGCACGUCACCUGUGAAUAGAGACGGUCAGCGAGACAGAAGGUUUGGAAAGCAUGGAACAAAACGAGGAAAACUACGUAACGGAACAUUUGUACUGCCUAGUACAGGAGAACGAGUUCGCAGACAAAUCACAUUGCGAAGUCCUUCAGGCUUCGACGGAACGGCGCGAUCAUAUGGAUAUGAUGAAGGUCUGGGUUUGGGUUUAAAUUUGAGGAGGGAAGACACAAACGCAUUUCAAAAGGGAUGGACCUAUUGUGUUAAAUCUUCCAAAGAAUUUACACAAUGGAUACAAUCUCCUACUGGGAAAGGAAUUCUCAAAUGCUCAUUGGCAUACACACUCGGAAGCUUGGCUACCUUCUCACCGCAUUUGUCGAACUUUUUGGGGCAUCAAGAUGGGAAACAUAUGGUGGCUACGAUCACGGUCUAUUUUCAUCCUGCUAGAUCAUCGGGAUCUAUGAUUGAAGCGGCGAUAUUGGGUAUCUCGGCAUUUCUAUAUGCGGUCUUUAUAUCGGUGUCGAGCAUGGCCGUGUCAUAUUACUGCGAAACGCAAUUGGGUCUUAUAGAGCUUGGCUAUACCCUUAUACUCAUAGUAUUCUGUGGAGGGGGUCUAGGGUUUAUUGGUUGGUUCAAGCAGGCCUAUAACGCUCCAUUGGUCAGUGUUGCUUGUAGUCUGGCAAGUUUGGCAAUCAUUACGGUUAUCACGAAGGAGAAUGCGGUGCAAGUGGGUGUCUUCUCCAAUGAUAAGAUUGUUCAAGUGAUGAAAAUGAUUAUCAUGGGCAUGACUUCAACGUCAAUUGUCAGUUUGUUGGCGUGGCCAAUAUCCGCACGAGCAGAGCUUCGAGAAGGCAUGAUCAAAACUACAGAUUCUUUUGGAGAUAUGCUUACUAUGAUCACUCGAGGAUUUCUUAGUGGUUCUGAAACUGAUUUGCGCUCAACAUCCUUUGACCAGGCGCAGAAGCAAUAUAAAUCGAUUUCUACUCAACUCACAAACAAUCUGAAGGAGGCAAAGCUGGAACAUUAUAUUUUAGGUACAGAAAACGAAUAUGCAAUCGAAGCAAGGCUUGUUGGCUGUAUGCAGACACUUGCCCAGUCCAUUGGAGGUCUACGAAGUGCUGCUUUGACCCAAUUUUCGUUACUACACGAACCCCCGAUGAAUAGUGCAACACCCACAGGCUCACAUGGAUUCUCAUCGUCUCAAUUAGAUCCCUUUAGUCGACCUCUUAGUAGUAAAUCGGAUCGAUUUGCGGUCCUUACAGCCAUUGAGGAAGCAUCGGAAGAAGGCAGUGAUCUUGACGCCGUUUCGGAGAGACCCAAGUUUCUUACUCGACAAGGUACGGAGACCAGUCUAUCAAGUAUAGCUAUGCCUACAGUUCGAACACCUUCGGAGAUAUUUGGAAGAUUUAUCCUUCAUUUAGGCCCAUCAAUGAAGUCUCUGGCAUAUACUCUCUCACAGAUACUAGAAGAACUGCCUUUCUCUGAAGGCCCUGACUACCGCAUCACUAUCAACGAACACUUUCGAUCGAGUCUGACUGAAGCACUAAAGCUCUACAGCAACGCAAGGGCUAAGGCACUCAAGGAACUUUAUAAGUCAAAAGAGCUCGAUAAAACGCGCCCGGAGAGCAUUGAAGCCGAUUUCGAAGAGGUAGCUUCAAGUUGCGGUCAUUUUAGUUUCAACCUUCAAGAUUUUGCAAGCGAGAUGCAAAACUAUUUGGCAAUCCUAGAAGACCUGAAGGAAGAAGUAGAACGUCCCAAAAAUCGUUCAUGGAGAUGGUUGAUGUUUUGGCGAAGGUCUAAACGAGGGGACGCCAUCAAUAAUGAAGAGCAAGAACAGCUUAUUGCGACUGAUAUAGGCUCUGAAAUGCCUAAAAAUAUUCCUGAUCCUUUACGUACCAGACUUGGAUAUAGAAAGGUGGAAAUUGCUGCUAAGAUCAAUGCAGGAUCUAAGGGAGGGGUUAUAAGACGAAAAGCAAUGCGUAUAGUACGGUUUUUAGAUCGCGACGACAUACGGUUUGCCGUGAAGGUUGGCCUUGGAGCAGCUCUUUAUGCUCUUUUUGCUUUCAUACCGGAAACAAGACCAACAUAUCAAUAUUAUCGAGGUGAAUGGGGACUAUUGUCUUACAUGUUGGUAUGCAGUAUGACAAUAGGGGCAUCCAAUACAACGGGGUGGGCUCGUUUCAUUGGUACUUUCAUUGGCGCCGUAAUUGCAUGCGUCGUUUGGGUCAUUUGUGCCGGCAAUCCUUACGCAUUAGCCUUCUGUGGAUGGCUCGUCAGUUUGCCGUGUUUCUACAUUAUCAUCGCGAAAGGCAAUGGUCCCUUUGGUCGUUUCAUCAUGCUUACUUAUAAUCUCUCCUGUCUAUAUGCAUAUAGUUUGUCAGUCAAGGAUUCCGACCAUGACGAUGAUGAAGGUGGUACCAGGCCCAUCAUCACGGAAAUCGCAUUUCAUAGAGUCGUUGCAGUUCUUGCAGGUUGUAUCUGGGGGCUGAUCAUCACGAGGGUUGUAUGGCCAAUUUCUGCAAGACAGAAGUUUAAGGAAGGCUUAUCACUUCUGUGGUUACGAAUGGGUCUUGUCUGGAGGAGAGAUCCUCUAUCUACGAUUGUAGAGGGUGAAUCUGAACACGCGUAUAUGAAUUUGAGAGAGGAAUUCGAAUUCCAAAGGUAUAUAUUUGUACUCGACAAACUUCGAAGCUCGGCCGCAAGUGAGUUCGAACUUCGAGGUCCAUUUCCAUCCGCUACUUAUGGGCGGAUAGUCGAAGCUACGACUAAAAUGCUUGAUGCAUUUCAUGCUAUGAAUGUAGUCAUUCAAAAGAACGCGGAAGCGAGUGAAGGUGAAGCUUUGUUAUUGAAGUUCACAGAAGAGGAAAGAGCGCAACUUUGUGCCAGAAUGAGCCAUUUAUUUCAAGUCAUGGCUUCCUCAAUGAAACUCGAAUAUCCACUUUUGACAGACGGUCUUCCCAGCACGGCGCAUGCUCGCGAUCGCCUCUUGGCCAAAAUCUUCCAAUAUAGGAAGAACAUGUCCAUUAGUAAUCGUCGAAGUCAUGAGGAUGAUGCACCAACACAAUCUAAUGAUGAAAAUGAUGACAAAUUACCGGAAUCGCAUGGUUUGGGACUACAAGAAAAUGGGGCGCAAGGGAGUGAAGUGCAAAGGAGAGUGAGUCAGGGGGUUACGGUGAAAGAUGAAGAUUAUGAAAUCUUGUAUGCUUUUAUCUUGGUGACAGGACAGUUGGCCGAGGAAAUUGAAAAGAUGCAGAGAGAGCUAGAGAUUCUGUUUGGGGUGUUGGAUGAGGGCGUUCUGGAGUUGAGAUAG
Sclerotinia borealis F-4128 is the source of this 4479-nucleotide messenger RNA. The record is from the annotation of a GenBank genome assembly. Lineage: Eukaryota; Fungi; Ascomycota; Leotiomycetes; Helotiales; Sclerotiniaceae.